This is a messenger RNA of Helianthus annuus (common sunflower), 1374 nucleotides long. RefSeq lists its product as uncharacterized. Gene Ontology annotation, molecular function: protein dimerization activity. Lineage: Eukaryota; Viridiplantae; Streptophyta; Magnoliopsida; Asterales; Asteraceae. The record is from RefSeq and is a predicted model, not a curated record. The coding region runs from base 1 to 1374 and encodes 457 amino acids. The transcript has a single exon.
AUGUAUGCCGAAGACUUUUCGGGGGAGGAGAAAAGUGGGCUGGCAAUUGCAGAAUUUCUGACCAAAGCGAUUGAAUCUGUCGGGUCAAGUAAUGUUCUUAGCGUCGUGACAGACAAUGCAGCCAAUUGUAAAGCAGCGGGAAAAGAGAUCGAAAAGGUAUACAAGCAUAUUUUUUGGUCACCAUGUUGUGUGCAUACAUUAAAUCUCAUUUUUAAAGACUUUGCAAAUGAGUUUUUUUGGCUAAAUGACACAUACAAAAAAGGAAAAAUGAUUGUGAAGUAUUUUUUGAACCAUGGGCAAGCUUUAGCCAUGUUUAGAGAGAAUUCAAAGUUGGAGCUUUUAAAGGUUGCAAAAACCCGAUUUGCCUCUCAUUACAUUUUGUUGAAGAGGUUAACCGUUUGUAGAGAGGCCCUUUCUACAACAAUUGCUCUAAAUUCGUGGAGAGAUUGGGCAAAACAAGGCGAUGAACACACUCAAACGAUCACACAACUUGUUGUUGACACUAUUAGGGAUGAUGACAUUUGGGGUGAAGUUGAAAACAUCUUAAAAAUCACCAAGCCUAUUUUCUUGUUGAUAAAAUUUUGCGAUGGUGAAGGCACAAAAAUGGGGGAAAUAUAUGAGAAGAUGGAUAACAUGUUAGGAGAAAUUAAAGAUGUGAUGAAGGAGAGUAUAUAUGCCUCGUAUUUCCCUCAAGUGAAGCAAAUUCUAUUGAGACAAUGGGAGAAAAUGAGCAUACCUCUACAUUGUUUGGGAUUCGCUUUAACUCCUCGAUUUUAUGACACGCGUUACCUUGAAACGUUAGCACCAGGUGGCAUGCAAAGAAAAGCACCUAACAAAGACAAAGAAGUUGUAGCAGGCAUAGUGGAAGCUUUUAAUCGCAUUGCUGAAAACAAAGUGGAGCAGCAGAUGUUACGACAACAAUUUGCUACCUUUACCAUGAAGAAAGGUCUUUUUUCAUUACCUGCUGCUCAUUUAGAUGCGGUAACAAUGGAAGCAAUUGAGUGGUGGUCUACUUAUGGUGCAGAAACUCCAGAAUUGGCUGAAGUGGCGAAGAAGAUCUUGUCGCAACCUAUAAGUAGUUCUUCAGCUGAAAGAAAUUGGAGCACCUAUUCUUAUAUCCAUAGUGUGAAGAGGAACCGGCUUAGUUGUAAAAGAGCGGACAAGCUAGUUUAUGUUCAUUCUAACAUCCGCCUAAGUUCAAGGUUUUCUGAAUCGUAUAAAGAAGGACCACACAAGAAGUGGGAUAUGGAUCCCGAAUCAACUAAGUUGGAAUGCUCAACGCUUGAAGACAUGAAACGGUGGGAAGAUUUGGAGAAGGAUGAAGAUAAAAACAAUGACAAAGGAAACAAAACCAAGGCUGGACUAAUUUCUUAG